Molecule: messenger RNA, 6193 nt
Organism: Parus major (Great Tit)
Lineage: Eukaryota; Metazoa; Chordata; Aves; Passeriformes; Paridae
Gene: EXOC6
Product: exocyst complex component 6
Exons: 22
Coding region: 484-2715 (743 amino acids)
Biological process (GO): Golgi to plasma membrane transport; intracellular protein transport; exocytosis
Cellular component (GO): membrane; exocyst
Source: RefSeq, a predicted model, not a curated record
UUUUUUCAUAAAUCUAGCUAAGUCCUUGUGUGCAAGCUUUUUAUACAGCAAAAGGAAAAUGGAAUUUUUUUUUUAAAAAUUUAAUCUCAUAAAAUUUAACAGAGAAAUUCAGCAUUAAUAUCUAGUGUCUGAAAUUCCUUUAAAGUUACGUUUUCAAAAUGGCUAAAUUUCAGGUUUAAUAUUUAUUUCAAGGAUGGAAAAAUAUUAUUUUGGCAGAAAAUCUGUUGUUAAGACAAAUAUAAAUUGGACACUCGCACAAAAAAGACUGCAGGCCUGGGUAGUGCAUACGAGGCAAAUGUUAGCUGCAGACAGGAAAAGAGCAGCUGUGCACCAUUCUUGGACACAAAGUCCUCAGGAGUCACGAGGUUAGCACAGGAUCCUUUUUUUUUAUGCCUGGUUUUGCUGACUACAGAGUCACUUAGUCAACUAUAAUAAUCAGAAUAAAAGUCCUCUCCUAAAGUUAGAUUAGUUUUAUACUACUCUAUGGCAAGGAAAAGCAAGUCAAAUCUCUCAGAAUUGUAUCUAGAAGAAAAUAAAGAUCAGAUAUAUGAAAAUGCCCUUGCUGAGAUCCAGUCCUUUGAGCUGCUUCUUGGAACCACCCUAAGGUCUGUAUAUGAUGACCAACCAAAUGCACAUCAGAAGUUUAUGGAAAAACUUGAUGCCUGCAUACGUAACCAUGACAGGGAGAUAGAAAAGAUGUGCAAUUUUCACCACCAGGGCUUUGUGGAUGCUAUUACAGAACUUCUUAAAGUUAGGGCUGAUGCAGAAAAACUAAAGGUCCAAGUUACUGAUACCAACCGAAGGCUUCAGGAUGCUGGGAAAGAGGUGAUAGCCCAAACAGAGGAAAUCAUCCGAUGUAGAGUUCAACAGCGGAAUAUUACAACAGUUGUGGAAAAACUACAGUUGUGUCUUCCAGUGCUGGAAAUGUACAGCAAACUAAAAGAACAGAUGAGUGUAAAAAGAUAUUAUUCUGCUUUGAAAACAAUGGAGCAGCUAGAAAAUCUGUAUCUUCCUAGAGUUAGCCAGUACCGCUUUUGCCAGAUAAUGAUAGAAAAUCUUCCAAAACUACGUGAAGAAAUAAAAGAAAUAUCCAUGUCAGAUCUGAAGGAUUUCUUGGAGAGUAUUCGAAAGCAUUCUGACAGAAUUGGGGAAACUGCCAUGAAACAGGCACAGCAGCAGAAAACCUUCAGUACUGCUCUUCAGAAGCAGAAUAAUGUAAACUACGGUCGGAAUAUGCAUUUAGGUAGAAACAGGAUUUUGGAAUCCAAGAAUGAGAUCACAUUGAAGCGAACAUUUGAAGAUGAGGAUGAACAUGAAGAAGAGGUUUUAACAGCCCAAGAUCUUGUUGACUUUUCUCCAGUCUAUAGGUGUUUGCACAUCUACUCAGUUUUGGGUGAUGGAGAAAUAUUUGAAAAUUACUACAGAAAACAAAGGAGGAAACAAGCAAGAUUAGUUCUGCAACCACAGUCAAGCAUGCAUGAAACAGUAGAAGGCUAUAGAAGAUACUUCAGUCAAAUUGUAGGUUUUUUUGUAGUAGAAGACCACAUUUUACAUGUAACCCAAGGAUUGGUAACUAGGACAUACACUGAUGAACUGUGGAACAUGGCCCUUUCCAAGAUCAUCGCUGUUCUUAGAACACAUUCAUCAUAUUGCAGUGAUCCUGACCUUGUUCUGGAACUGAAGAAUCUCAUUGUAGUAUUUGCUGAUACUUUGCAGGGCUAUGGUUUUCCUGUGAACCGACUAUUUGAUCUUUUAUUUGAAAUCAGAGACCAAUACAAUGAAACACUGCUUAAAAAGUGGUCUGGAUUGUUCAGGGAUAUUUUUGAAGCUGACAACUAUAGCCCUAUCCCUGUAGCAAAUGAAGAGGAAUACAGAAUUGUUAUAAGCAAAUUUCCUUUUCAAGAUCCAGAGCUUGAUAAGCAAUCCUUUCCAAAGAAGCUUCCAAUGUCUCAGUCAGUGCCUCAAAUUUACAUGCAAGUGAAGGAAUUUAUUUAUGCAAGCCUUAAGUUUUCAGAGUCACUUCACCGCAGUUCAACAGAAAUAGAUGAUAUGCUCAGAAAAUCUACAAAUUUGCUGCUUACAAGAACUCUAAGUAGUUGUUUACAGAACCUAAUUAAAAAACCUCAUAUAGGUUUAACAGAGCUUGUUCAAAUCAUCAUAAACACAACACAUUUGGAGCAAGCCUGUAAAUACCUUGAGGAUUUUAUAUCUAACAUUACAAAUAUUUCACAAUUGACUGUUCACACUGCAAGACUUUAUGGGCUUUCUACAUUUAAGGAUGCAAGGCAUGCUGCAGAAGGAGAAAUAUACACAAAGCUUAACCAAAAAAUAGAUGAAUUUAUUCAGAUUGCUGAUUAUGAUUGGACAAUGUCUGAAUCAGAUGGAAGAGCCAGUGGAUACUUAAUGGACCUAAUUAACUUUUUAAGAAGCACGUUUCAAGUUUUUACUCAUUUACCUCAUAACAACAAUGACCAUGCAGCUAUGUCGGGAAAAGUGGCCCAGACAGCUUGCAUGUCAGCCUGCCAGCAUCUUUCAAUGUCCCUAAUGCAGAUGCUACUGGACAGUGAAUUAAAACAAAUAAGCAUGGGAGCAAUUCAGCAGUUUAAUUUAGAUGUGAUACAGUGUGAAUUGUUUGCUAGUUCUGAGCCUGUGCCAGGAUUCCAGGGAGACACCCUGCAGUUAGCUUUCAUCGACCUCAGACAAAUGCUGCAGUAAAAACUACUGUCACAGAACAAGCAAACUGUCCUGUGCUUCAUAUACAUCACAUGCUUGUGGCCAAGACAGUCCCACUUUUUAUAUAUCAGGGAGAGGAAUUAAAAUUAUUGAUUUAAAUGGGGCACACAUUUGUGUAGCAAAAGAUGGUGUAAAUCAGAAAGGAACAGAGCAGCAGAAAGUGGGACGAAUUGGUGAGUAGCACCUCUGCAUUGUUGCUGCGGGAUUGAAGGUGAAUUCAGUGUUGUGUUGUGCUCAAGUGAAGCUUUGCAUGAAUGGGUUGAAGUUAUUUCCCACCCAUGUGGUGGUCCUGGGGCCAGUGAGUCAUUUUUGCUAGACUGUCCUCUCUGCCACUGGCUGCUUGCCAACUUUAUCCCCUCACAAAGCGCCUGUAUUGGCUGUGCACCCACCGAGCCUGGGUGCCAGGGCAGAUGCAGGUGAUAGGAACGGCCAGGACAUAGAUCCCAAGUGCUGCACACCAGGCAGCUCUUGCCCACCCCACAGCAUGCAGUACUUGCUGUCAAAGCCCACUGCAUACGGCAGUAUGCAACAGUGCAGAACUGCAGCUGUGAGUGGGACAAAAUGCACAAUGCAUAGUCAUGCACAGCAGCAGUCUGAUUUCCAGCAGUGUCUGCAGCUCCCUGCCACAUUUAAUCCAGAACCAGGACAUGAUUGUCACAUUGCAGCUCCUGAGCAAAUGCACAGAAGGAGGGAAGGGGCUGUUGACUGAGUGGCAUGUGUCAUUUGAUUGCAUGUCUGAACCUUUGAGCUACCUGCCGCAUGUCAUGACAGCUGCUUGAACUUAAGAGAUUUAUUAACAUGAGGUUGGUUGUGUGCAGCUCUUUGACCAUGCAUGGUGCAGGGAAGAAGCUCUGGGUACAUCCCCCUUGCCAAUCUCUUUGGGUGUUCAUUCUUUAGGGCCAGGACUGUCUGGGAGUGCACAGAAUAUACUUCAUAUAUGAUAUACUUUUUUACCUCCUGUUGGAAAAACAACAGACUUCAUGGUCUGUUUAGAGCCCUACAUGCUUCCUAUGUUUGGCCAGGUGACAAAUGAGAUGUAAUCUUCGAGUAAUCACUAUGACAGAGAUUUCCCAGAGCUGUGGCACAAUCAGUUGAGUCAACCAUUGAAAGCAUCAUAUGAAACUCACUCAUGCACUAUUGUCAGGGAAGUUUCUUUGAACUUGUCAGCACUGUAAUCGUGUCAGUCGUCAGUGGCUUUGGGCCACACAUUGCUAGCAGGAUACCUUUAGAUACCUUUCACCCAUAUGAGCUUCAGGGUUAUUUAGGAUUUACCCAGAAUCCUCAAUUUCAGUAGUACAAUAGGGGUAAGAAAUGAAAUCUUUCACCUUGGACUCACUGAAUACAACUGCAGGAAUGUUGGUCGAUCCUUAAGGACUGUGUCCCAUGUGGAGCCCAUGACAAGUAGCACUGUAAGUAGCAGUAAGAUAGUAAUGACCAGAUUAUAUAGUUUGGGUUCCUGACAGCUUUAUCCUCACAGCUUGUCUUGUGUAUGUGCCUGUCCUAUCUUUCCACUCUUUUGGUUGUGCUUUAAAAUACCUCUGUGGGCACUGGGCACCACAAACUGUGUUACGCAGGUAAUAACAAGUGAUGAGUAAUAUGCAGUAGCAACUGAGGCUGUGAGUUUCACAACUGAUGCUAAUUUCUGAGUUGUCAAGCCUUCCCAAGUCUGUUUGCUUGGUGACUGAAGGCAUGUUCUCAGCAACUCAGUAAAAUUUGUGGUGUCCAUCUUGAGAAAGGGCUUUGUGGGAAAGAACCAUUUGAAUUUGACCUUGGUGGUUAUCAUGGAUAUCUGGUCAGCAGAGAAUGAAAUAGCCUCCUUGGGUUUUAGAUACUUUCACCCCUUUGAGAUAGUUAAAUGUAAAAUGUAAAUGUCACUGAGGUUUGUAAGGGUCCCUGAAGGUCUUCGGGAUGACCGAGCAGUAGGUGUGUCAGAGGUCCAUUAUAAUACCAGGAAAUGUUGCUACCUAGUCCUAAAAGACUGCACUACAAAUAAGGAAAGAGUAAUUAAUUAGAAAAUUAUGUAUUUAAAUUAGACCCUAUAUUUGAAAGUAACAUUAUAGAGUGGUUUGGAAGUGGAAAAAUUUGCAAAAGGGAGGCAUAGAAAUUUGAACCUGGGAGGACUAGAUGUAUCCUUUUAUUCUGUAAAUAAAUUGAUUAUUAUUAUAUUGUUAUAAUUCUGGUCACGAGCAUUGCUGGACAUCUCUGAUGGUUUAUUGGGCUGAGAAAUUUGAGGAAGGCAAGGUUCUCUGGGGUGCAGUCCUCCUCUUAGUGUAGCCUGAGAAGUCAGAGGAGCGGGUGCCUGCUGCAGUUCUGCCUGUGGGAGUAGGGGCUGCUACUUUUGUGUCCCAGCUGUAACAGCUCUGGUCUUCCUUAGCAGAAGCAAAUGUUUGAAGUGAAGAGGGUUCUUCCUUGAAAUAGCAAAAUGGUGUGACUUGCAGUAUUCUGUUACAUUUUUUUAAGUGGUUUUGUUACACAAAAUCCUGUUGCAGCCCACCUUUCCAGCAUUACUGAUUCAGCAGCUCUGCAGGCAAGCAGGGCUCUAGGUUACACUGAGGACCCAGCUCAGUGGAGCAGCCACAGGCACUACACGCUGGGGCAAAGUGUUGUUAAUGGUUCCCAACGCUUAUUUUAACAGUAGUUUUGGCUAACACGGGACAGCCUGAGAACAAGCCCUCGUUAGCCCUCAGCAGCAGGACAAGGCCCGGCACCAGACGCAGGGGGAAGCUGAGGCGCCCCGCCAUUGACGUCAAUGGCAGUGGGGCCCGCUGGCCCGCAGGUAGCCGUGGGAAAGGCAUCCCCGAGCGGGGCUGCCUGUGCCCUGGCCCCUGGCAGCCUGGGCAGGGUGCCCAGCGGUGCCUGGCCUGCACCCCGUGAUGGUGGAGGGGGAAUUAGGCUUUGAGGGCUGUGAGAGGGUGCUGGCUGCUGAAGGUUCGGCAUUGCGUCUGAUUGUAAAAGCAGGCUGUUUUUUUUGUUGAACAGCAGCUCUGAGAGCAUGAGUCAAAGACCUGAUUUGAAACUGCAGCCAAGUGUAGGACUGUGCUUGGAGACUUUUUGUUCCUCCACUGAAGUGAUUGGGUUUGUUUGGGCCAGAAGUGUGCCCCGGGCUUGGCACUGAGUUUCAGGGAUCAGUCACAAUGGAGAGUGCAGCCAGAAGGUGUUUAAUUCACUUAGUUGAGACUACCUGAACCUCUCAUUUAAAUUACUUUGAGAAGCAACAGACAGGAGCAUCCCUGUCUUGCUCCCCACGGUAAAGCAAGUUCCCAAAUACUAAAACGUGAAGCCAUUAGCAUUCCCUCUUGGGGCCAAACCUGCACAGCCGCCUGCCUGCACACUGAGGGAGGUGUGAGACAUUAAAGAAGGAAAUGGGCAGGUGAAGGGGGAGUGUUGGCCGGGCUCGGCGAGGGGCUGCGCCCGGCCUCUCUGCAGAGCCGCCCCACACUCCCUCAUCCGUCUCUCCCCC